UCAAGUCUAUAAAAAUGUGUGCACUAUGCUCGUAACAGAUUAUAGUUUUGGGAACAGAAAUGUAUUGAGAGCAGUUUUUUCAAAGAUGAAAAAAAUGUGCACAACGUCGGCCCAGUUUAACCUAGUCCCAUCCUCUCACUACCCGUGACUGUACUUCCUCUCUACCAUAUUUGUUGGUGAAAAAACGAACGCUUCAGCUUUAUAGCCCCUGUGACGCGUCUGAGUUUAACCUUCUGUCUGUGGUACAACCGUUCUUUUUAUACGUCAGUGGUACAACACGGAAGAAGGUCUUCGCUGCAAUAAUUUGACACUUCUGCUUGUUCACUUCGAGUAACUACAUGUCUAUUCUUCCUCAAGAAGAAUUGGUCAAGAAAUGGGAAAGUGAACAGGCCAGCCUGAGGCAGCAGGUGGUGGAGGAGGACACAGAGGAUUGGCAGAGAUGUCCCGACUUCACCGGGCUGGAGAGGGUUGGAGGAGUGGACCUGUCGUUCAUCAAAGGAGAUGACGUCAACGCCUGUGCCCAGCUAGUGGUGCUCAGCUACCCAGACCUAGAGCUGCUGUAUGAGGACAGUCAGAUGGUGACCCUGACCGCCCCCUACAUCUCAGGGUUCCUGGCCUUCAGGGAGACCCCCUAUCUGCUGGAGGCACUGCAGCGCCUGGAGACGACCCAGCCCAGCCUGCUACCUCAGGUGGUCUUGGUGGAUGGGAAUGGUCUGUUCCACUACAGAGAGUUUGGCCUGGCGUGUCACCUGGGAGUUCUGUCAGGGCUUCCCUGUAUAGGUGUGGCCAAGAACCUCCUGCAGGUGCAGGGUGUGGAGAAGAACGAGAAACACCAGUCACAGAUUGCCUCAUUGCAGAAGGGAGGAGAGAGCUUCCCUCUGACUAGCGACUCAGGAAAAGUGCUGGGGAAGGCCCUGCGUAGUUCUGACAGCAGUACCAAACCAGUGUAUGUUUCAGUGGGCCACAAGAUCAGCCUGGACACGGCCCUGCGCCUCACACACUCCUGCUGCCGCUACCGUGUUCCAGAGCCUAUCAGACAGGAAAUGCUAAAGCACUGCUGCUCCCCAGCUGGUUGCCGUAACAAAUGGAUUUUCAAUGCGGACAUGCGCUCCAGAGAGUACCUCCGUGUCCACUUCCCAACUGCUGCAGACACCUGAGCAUAGAGGAGAUUGGUAGGUGUUUCAACAGACAGACACGCAGAGUGCUGGGAAGUGGACACAUCAUGAAAUGCAAAACACAACAGUGAUGCCUAACAAGAAGAUAGCCGAAGAGCCUUCAACGUGCCUGUUAGUGUGUGAAUGUGUUUUUGUGUGUGAGAGAGUGAGUGGGUGCAUGAGAGAGAUUUACAUGAGAUUUACAGUGUUUUUAUGCAUUCUCUUUAUAUCUACAGUAUAGUCUAUGGGUAUUUUUAAGAAUAGAAGAAUAUAUUUAUAUACUGUACUCAUGUUUUGGGCUCUUUUUAUACAGAGAUGCUUUUUAUCCUGUAAAUAAAUCCCAACUGAGCCCUGAA
This is a messenger RNA of Oncorhynchus mykiss (rainbow trout), 1510 nucleotides long. RefSeq names its product endonuclease V. NCBI's taxonomy places the organism in Eukaryota, Metazoa, Chordata, Actinopteri, Salmoniformes, Salmonidae. The record is from RefSeq and is a predicted model, not a curated record. Gene Ontology annotation, biological process: DNA repair. Gene Ontology annotation, molecular function: RNA endonuclease activity producing 5'-phosphomonoesters, hydrolytic mechanism; single-stranded RNA binding. Gene Ontology annotation, cellular component: cytoplasm; nucleolus.